Messenger RNA from Candoia aspera, 3325 nucleotides. It is a transcript of the gene FGF23, whose product is annotated as fibroblast growth factor 23. Gene Ontology annotation, cellular component: cytoplasm. The transcript has 3 exons. Bases 128 to 865 code for a protein of 245 amino acids. The record is from RefSeq and is a predicted model, not a curated record. Lineage: Eukaryota; Metazoa; Chordata; Lepidosauria; Squamata; Candoiidae. Gene Ontology annotation, biological process: positive regulation of cell population proliferation; regulation of cell migration; positive regulation of gene expression. Gene Ontology annotation, molecular function: growth factor activity; type 1 fibroblast growth factor receptor binding.
CCCAGCGGCCCUGUAUAAAGCCGCCGCCAAAGGGACAGGGCGCUCAGCAUCGGCGGAGUCGCCAGCACCGAAGAGGGCGAGGUUCGGGUCAGCUCCAGCGGCAGCCGGGCGAGGUGAAGCCAGCGCGAUGACCCCUGCCCCGGCCGCAGCCCUUCUCCGCGCCCUGAGGCUCCUGCUGCCGCUGGCCGUCUGCGGCUGGGAGCCCGCGGCCGGUUUCCCCGACUUCUCCCCGCUGCUCAACCCCAACUGGGGCAACGCCGACCACCUGUUGCACCUCUACACCUCCGGCGCCCGGAACAGCUUCCACCUGCAGAUCCACGCCAACGGCCGCGUGGACGGCAGCCCGUCCCAGACCUUGUACAGUGCUUUGAUAAUCAAAUCUGAAGGUGCAGGCUAUGUAGUGAUCCAUGGGGCAAAGAGUGGACUCUUCCUUUGUAUGGACAUUAACGGAGAUAUCUUUGGAUCGCAUUACUUCAGCUACGAGGAUUGCAUUUUCAAACACUGGACUCUGGAAAAUGGCUAUGAUGUCUACCAGUCCCCCAAGCACAGUUACCUAGUCAGCCUAGGAAAGGCCAAGCAACCUCUCUUUCCCAACAAGAACCCACCAAUUUACUCGCAGUUUUUAGCCAGGAGAAAUGAAAUCCCCUUGGUCCAGUUCAACACGCCAAGGCCUCGCCGACACACGCGGGGUGCUGGCGCUGAUCCCUGCGAGAGCAUCGUGUCAGCCGGCAAGAUGCCAGAAGAAGGUCCAGGGGAGGCUCAGCUGGCCAUCCACCCCGGCUUGACCAGUUCAAAUUCUGAGGAGAGAGACCCAAACAGUGCUACGCUGAACAGAAGGUUUUCCAGUCCUAGGACAGAUUCCUGAACCUGAGACAACCUGGGAGAAUUCUACUCUCUACUGAAUCGUGAAAGACAGCUAUGUUACUUUUUCAGAUUAAUUGUUCAGAAUCAGGGGUCAUACAUGAGUGUGUGUUUGCGUGGUCCUAGCACUGGUCCUUACCAAACUGAAUGACAAGUUUGGAAAAUUGGUUAUGGGAGAAGUUUUAUAUAUUUUGCUCCAUCCACACUUUAAUGUUUAAGCUUUACAACUGUAAUGCUGUACAGUAUAUAGAGUCUUGCCUGUGCCACAGUCCACACAGCUGACUGGCAGAGAUGGUGAAGGUGCCAAUAUCUUCUCGGUGGAACCUUUGACCUGAUUUGCCUGCAGUCUCAGGAGAAUGCCUGGAACCUUUAAAGAAGGAACACCCUGGGCAUCAGCUGCUUGCAGGAGGAGAAAGAAGGGUGAACACCUUCCGUUGCCUUCUGAAUGCUCCUGUACCCAUGCAGUGAAUGUCCUUGUGAAAACUGGUUACAUGCCUAGAGCAUUGCUUUGGGGCUAAGGAAUCUCACCAGCAGCAUCUCUCCACCUCCAUCUGGCUGUUUCAGAGUACUUGGCUCUGGCUGCCUGAGGGUGUUAAUAAGACUACAUUCUCUUACAGUUCGGCUUGUAAGGUUGUUGCAAGUCCAGCAGACUCUGAGCAUUGAGCAGAGAGAUGGGACUUCACAAGAGGGGAACCUGGCUUCGCUGUGCUGCAUUAUGCAUGACAUGACCUAUUAUUGCGCAGUCCUUUCUUUUAUAGGCAGCCCUCUUCCAAAACAUGCAUGACACGACCUAUUAUCACACUAAUGAUAAGUGUGAUAACUAAUGUAAGUGGUCUGAUUCACCAGGCUGAUCUCUGUGAGUUUCUUCCAUUGGUCUCAGCAGGACUCAAGAUUAACCUCAGCUGGAUUCAGGAUACUGACCCAUCAUCUCCACGUAUUGGCCAAAGGUAGGCUUUGCCCAAGAAAGGCCAAAUCCUGUUGUCUUGCUAUGGGUCGCCUACAAACAGAUGGAGGGGAAUGUGCACAUAAGCCUCCCUUCCCAGAGAAAUGAGUUGAGGUGCUUUGUGGGCUGUUAAAGCAGCAGCUGGCAGCCAUCCUUCUGGGAUGGGGUUCAAGUCCAUGUCACACCUGGCCCUUCCAACUCCAGGAUGCCAGAAUAUGAGACUGGAUUUUGGAAGAGGCAGUAUUUGUAGCAGAACAUUUCCUAGAAAAGGUAUUUGGCAGGAACAAUGCACCAGACUCUAGGAAGUGUGUACUAGGUACUCACUGAGUCCUCAUCAUAUUCCCUUGACUAUUAAUGAUUUAUCUCCUUGUUCCCACCAAGCUACAACUAUUACUUAUUUUUGUUCUGCUGUACAAUAUUUCAGGUAUUAAUAUCUUUGCUUUUUUAUUUCUCUUAAGUUUUAUCUAUGCUGAAAAUGCAAGUCAAUAUCGUACACUAUAUCUUUUUCUACGUGGACUGAAACUCCACGUAGAAAAAGAGGCAAGACUCCAUAUACUGUAGUAUAUAGAGUCUUGCCUGUGCCACAGUCCACACAGCUGACUGACAGAGAUGGUCAGCUGUGUGGACUACAAAGAUUACUGAAGAGUUAUCAGCCUGAAGUGCAACAACCUGUUUUAAAACAAAAAAUGAAGUCUAGCCCAGUGUAAAAAUAUAAGUACUUGAUUGUCUCAUUUUACUAGUAGGGCCUUUUUUGGGGGGGUCAACUAAAGCUGUAGAUAAAGAUAUAAAUCAAAAUUACUUGGGUACAUCCGAUAGAUUUAUAUUUCUAUCUACUAGGAAUACAGAGCAUCAGCUACUACGCAGGUUAGUAUGUGCAGCUUAAAAAAAUACUUAGAUUUAAAAUCAGCUUUAAUGCUUUCUCUUGUGGCCUUAUGGACCCACAAUCUGGGGUCUGGAAGAGAGCACACCUUCAGCUGGGUGGGCACGAUGGCUGUUCUUCAUCAGAUGGAGUCUUCCCAAAGGCUAAAUUGGGAUUAGUUGAAUUAUGUAAUGACAGCACCGUUUCAGGCUGCAAGUGAAGGAUCAGCUGCCCAAAUCCUGAACCAAGUGGGGCAGGCAGAAAUUUAAAAAAACCAUCUUCAGGGGAAAAAAAUGAUGAAAACCCCUCUGCCAAAGGUCAGUUGAGGCUAGAUAGAGGGAAGGACUCAAGAGGGGGAUGGAGGGACUCGAUGCUGAACGUGGAACACGUAACACUGUAAAGUUUGGGUGCAGGUCCCGUUUGGGAUGUGCGUACACAACAAAAACGUGGGUGCUUUGGAGGGAGUUGUUCGCAAGAACAUCCUGGGAAGUACCGGAGAAUACCAUAUAUGUAUUUUUCUAUUGCCAUAUUUAUUUAUUUAUUUGAAUUAUUUACAUAUUGCAGAUGUAUUUAUGAGUAUUUAUAAUGUUUAUUAUUCUGCCCCUCAGUUGUUUCUCAGUGAAGGCAAAAUAAAUGUUUCAUGUUUUUCAAGAAAAGAAGUG